Molecule: messenger RNA, 681 nt
Organism: Penicillium cinerascens
Lineage: Eukaryota; Fungi; Ascomycota; Eurotiomycetes; Eurotiales; Aspergillaceae
Product: aspartate/glutamate racemase family protein
Exons: 1
Coding region: 1-681 (226 amino acids)
Molecular function (GO): amino-acid racemase activity
Source: RefSeq, a predicted model, not a curated record
AUGAAGACCGUCGGCAUCUGCAUUCCUACCAUUGAGGGCGGCGUAGUCUGCCACCAGGAAAUCGGACGUGAGGCCAUGCGGCGGGGUAUUGCUUACCCUCCCAUCGUCACACACACCCCUCUCUACGAGGGAAUCAAGAACGCCGUCAAAACGGACAACUUCGACGCCCUCUCCACGGUACUGAGCGACUCGGUCAACAGUACAGCCAAAGCCGGAGCUGAGUUUGCCAUCAUUCCUUCAAACACUCCACACAUUGUGUUUCCCGAGGUGUUGGCCAAAUCAACCAUCCCGGUUCUCAGUAUCUUGGAAGUCACGGCGGACCACUGCGUGAAGCAGGGUUACAAACGGGUUGGAAUCCUCGGGACUUCCCCGACUGUCAGAAGGCGUAUCUAUGAAGAACCCCUUGAAAAGCGGGGUAUUACUACUGUCUAUGUCCCCGACGCAGAGCAGGAUUAUGUCCAUGAUGCGAUUCAGAACGAAUUGAUCAAGGGAAUCUUUACCGACCAGACACGCGACGGCCUCGUCCUUAUUGCAAAGCAGCUGGCUCCCCAGUGUGAUGCCAUCAUUUUGGGUUGCACGGAGCUUCCUCUCGUUCUGACCGAGGAGAAUUGUCAGAUUAAAGUCGUGGAUACUACGCGGAUCCUGUCUCACGCAGCACUGGAUUUUGCAACCCAGGAAUAA